GCACCGAGUCACCGAGUCCCCCCUCACCCGAACCAGCCACCCUCUCAAGUUGUAGCAGUUGCUUCCCGGGCGUGCUCCGUGGGCGGCCGGUGGGCGCGGGAGGCUGAGCGAGGGCGACGCUCCGAGGAUCGGGGUGCGGGUGGCCGCCCCGGGCGAUGAGGGGCCAUCGCUGACAGUAGAAGGAGCGCUCGGCGGCGGCUCGCGCGGACCCGCGAUGGAAGCGCCCCGGGAGGAGGCUCCCGGCCGGGCGGACCGCGCGGGCGGCAGCCGCUGAAGACCUGUCCGGACUCCGCGCGCUAAGGGGCCGCGAGGCGCGCCCGGCGUCCGCACUCGCGCGCUCGCCCCAGCCGUCCAAACUUCGGACUCGCCUCCGCCCGCCCUCGUCGCCGGGCGUCAGCAACUUGUGCGGCCCGCGCGCCCCCGCCCUCCCCUCCGCCAGCCCCGGGAGGCGGCCGCGCGGCGCGGGGAUGCGGCCGUGAGGCGCUGUCGGGUGAGGAGCAGCUCGCGGAGCGCGAGGGCGGCGCGGCCGGGGCCCGGGGCGCAGGGGCGCAGGCCCGCCGUGCCCGUCCCCCCGCCCAUUGCCCGGGCCAGCCGCCGCGGGAGGCGCCGAGCGCCCGGGUCGCCGAGAUGUCGUCGCCGUCGCCGCCCGCACCAGUUGCCUGCGCCGCCAUCUCGGCCUCGGAGAAAGUGGACGGCUUCACCCGGAAAUCGGUGCGCAAGGCGCAGAGGCAGAAGCGCUCUCAGGGCUCGUCGCAGUUCCGCAGCCAGGGCAGCCAGGCGGAGCUGCACCCCCUGCCCCAGCUCAAAGAUGCCACUUCAAAUGAACAGCAAGAGCUUUUCUGCCAGAAGCUACAACAGUGCUGUGUACUGUUUGAUUUCAUGGACUCUGUUUCAGACUUGAAGAGCAAAGAAAUUAAAAGAGCAACAUUGAAUGAACUGGUUGAGUAUGUUUCAACUAAUCGUGGUGUAAUUGUUGAAUCAGCGUAUUCUGAUAUAGUAAAAAUGAUCAGUGCUAACAUCUUCCGGACACUUCCUCCAAGUGAUAAUCCAGAUUUUGACCCGGAAGAGGAUGAGCCCACACUUGAGGCCUCUUGGCCUCACAUACAGUUGGUGUAUGAAUUCUUCUUGAGAUUCUUGGAGAGUCCUGAUUUCCAGCCCAGCAUUGCAAAGCGAUAUAUUGAUCAGAAGUUUGUCCAACAGCUCCUGGAGCUUUUUGAUAGUGAAGAUCCACGGGAGCGCGACUUCCUGAAGACUGUCCUGCAUCGGAUUUACGGGAAGUUCCUUGGCCUGAGAGCAUUCAUCAGAAAGCAGAUUAACAACAUUUUCCUCAGGUUUAUAUAUGAAACGGAACAUUUCAAUGGUGUGGCUGAGCUCCUUGAAAUAUUGGGAAGUAUCAUCAAUGGCUUUGCAUUGCCACUGAAAGCAGAGCAUAAGCAGUUCCUGAUGAAGGUUCUUAUCCCUAUGCAUACUGCAAAAGGAUUGGCCUUGUUUCAUGCUCAGCUGGCGUACUGUGUUGUGCAGUUCCUGGAGAAAGACACAACGCUGACAGAGCCGGUGAUCAGAGGACUGUUGAAAUUUUGGCCAAAAACAUGCAGUCAGAAGGAGGUGAUGUUUUUAGGAGAAAUUGAAGAGAUCUUAGAUGUCAUUGAACCAACACAAUUCAAAAAAAUUGAAGAGCCGCUUUUUAAGCAGAUAUCCAAGUGUGUCUCCAGCUCUCAUUUCCAGGUUGCAGAAAGAGCACUGUACUUCUGGAAUAAUGAAUAUAUUCUUAGUUUGAUUGAAGAGAAUAUUGAUAAAAUCCUGCCAAUCAUGUUUGCCAGCUUGUAUAAAAUUUCCAAAGAACACUGGAAUCAGACUAUUGUUGCACUGGUGUACAAUGUGCUAAAAACCCUAAUGGAGAUGAACGGCAAGCUUUUUGACGACCUUACUAGUUCCUACAAAGCCGAAAGACAGAGAGAGAAGAAGAAAGAACUGGAACGGGAAGAGUUGUGGAAAAAACUAGAAGAGCUGCAGCUGAAGAAGGCUCUAGAGAAACAGAACAAUGCUUACAACAUGCACAGUAUUCACAGCAGUACCAGUGCCAAAUAAAGACCAGCUCCCCCUGCUGGGCGGUAGUUUUGUACACCUUUUUUUUUUUUUUGGAAUAUAUAAAAACUUCAGAGCAGACCUCAUCAGUAUAAUAUAAUUAGGAGGCCAGUUUUUCCUGGCAAGUGUAAAAGCGCAAAGAAUUAUGGACUAAAACAUAGCCCUGUGCUGUAUCAUGGCCACAGUAUAUUGUAAACUCUGUCUAAUCAUGGAUUGUGUCACUGUCAUCUGUUGAGUGAGGUGAUCGUGGGAGUGGCGAGCGUGUGUUGCGACUUGAGCCCGGUUGUGCUGCACACACAGAUGAAGCCGUCCUCUGCACACUUCCUUUAUCAUGUAUUUUCACCUGGCUGCACACCUUGGUGCUGCACACCUUGGGUACAUCUGAGGAAAGAGCCUUCGUAAGAUAAGCGGAGGUGUUGCCCUUCCCUCACCUCUCCUAGAGAGGUGGGGGCGGGGGAUAAGAGCCCAGCCUCCUUAAAGACACUGCCAUACUCUGGGUUUUACAACAUCUUACAUUUCCAGGCUUCUGAAGCACAAAGUAUUAAAGUUGGGGGGAAAGUAAACCAAAAUCCUGAUGUUCCCAAAUUCCCCCUUCAGCAGCAGCGCCCCGGAGCGUGUGCGCAGCAGCACAGGCCACGGGUGGACCCGAGGCUCACCUCCUUCAUUCCUCUCCUCCAAGGCUGGAGGCAGGGCCUUCCCAGUCCUCACCCUGCCAGUCCCCAGGCCUGCCUACCUGCAGGGUGGAGGUUCUGGGCCCCACAGUGUGAUGCAGACUGCUAGCUGUCACUGCCUGGCUUUAUUUAAAGGAAAUGCAGUAGGUGUCCUCUGAAUUGACUGUGUAGAAGCCUCGUAUGUUUUUACCUGGUCAGGUAUUUUUCACACUUGUUGUUAUCAGUACCAUUCCAGCCUCUUGCCUUGCAGUUGUAUGGAAAACUGUUUUAUAAUGAGAGAUCUUCACUGGGGAUUGAGCAGCAUUUAAUAAAGUCUAUGUUUGUAUUUUGCCUUA
Messenger RNA from Mus pahari (shrew mouse), 3091 nucleotides. RefSeq names its product protein phosphatase 2 regulatory subunit B'alpha (gene Ppp2r5a). Gene Ontology annotation, biological process: signal transduction; protein dephosphorylation. Gene Ontology annotation, cellular component: nucleus; cytosol; protein phosphatase type 2A complex. The coding region runs from base 628 to 2088 and encodes 486 amino acids. The transcript is spliced from 13 exons. Gene Ontology annotation, molecular function: protein phosphatase activator activity. The record is from RefSeq and is a predicted model, not a curated record. NCBI's taxonomy places the organism in Eukaryota, Metazoa, Chordata, Mammalia, Rodentia, Muridae.